AUGGCAGCUAGUAGGAUGUGCUGGUCUCUUAUUUUAUUGGCAAUAAGCAUACAAAAAUCAGAACCAUCAACAGAUGUCAUGAAAUAUAUUGGUUCUGGAUUUGUGAAAGUUUAUGAAGAGUGUAAACAUGAGUUGAAUUUAUCCGAUCACAUCCUAGGAGAUUUGUUUCACUUCUGGAAAUUGGAGUACGACCAUCUGAAUAGAGAUACCGGCUGCAUGAUCAUCUGCAUGUCGAAGAAGCUGGAUCUGAUAGAUGCCAGCGGGAAGUUACAUCAUGGGAAUGCUAAAGAAUUUGCUAUGAAACAUGGAGCUGGAGAAGAAGUAGCCUCGAAGUUGGUUUCUGCUCUCCAUGAAUGCGAGACAAAGAAUAGUGGAAAUGCCGACGGCUGUCUGCGUGCUUUGGAAAUAGCCAAAUGCUUCCGCAGUAGCGUCCAUGACCUGGAAUGGUCACCCAAAGUUGAAUAUAUCGUUGAGGAAGUACUGACGGAAGUUUAA
Messenger RNA from Arctia plantaginis, 495 nucleotides. The record is from the annotation of a GenBank genome assembly. Lineage: Eukaryota; Metazoa; Arthropoda; Insecta; Lepidoptera; Erebidae.